AUGCUGGUGCUGAACUGUUCCAUGAAACUGCAGAUGCUGGAGAAAAUGUUAAUGCAGAACUUCCCCAAAUCACACAAAGUUUAUGGAGCAGUGCUGAAUAUCAACAAAGGAAAUCCCUUCGGGAAGGAAGUGGUGGUGGAUUCGUGGCCAGAUUUCAAAGUUGUCAUCACCAGGCAGCAGAUAGAGAUGUUUAUCCUCCCAGACCCUGACAUGCUGCCAGACAUCAGAACUCAGAUGGACCCUGCACCAAGACUGGCUUACCUUGAUGUCUCUCAUACCAGCCUGCUGAAUGAAACCUGGUCACGGGGAGGCAGCGAGCAAUGCCGGUACAUUGCCAACCUCAUUCACUGCUUCCCCAGCAUCUGCGUGCUAGAUGACAAUAGACACCCUGUCUCCUGGAGUCUGACAGAUCAGUUUGCCACCAUGAUUCACAGUUAUACCCUUCCUGAGCACCGCAGGAAAGGUUAUAACCGUCUUGUUGCCACCAUGUUAGCUAAUAAGUUACAUAGCCAGGGCUUUCCAGUUCAGGGUAACGUCCUGGAGGAGAACAUACCAGCUAGAUCAUUGUCCAAAAGCAUGAACUCUCAAUGUCUGCCCUGCCAAUUUUUCAGACUCAUCCACAUGCCUUUCUGGUUUUUAGCCAGCCCUGACCUAUAGUCUAAGCACCGGUAUAAGUUAUUGGUUUCCUGAGUAUUCACUUACCUCCUCCACUGUACCUAGGUGAAAUAUUACAGCCUUA
Messenger RNA from Caretta caretta (loggerhead turtle), 739 nucleotides. The record is from RefSeq and is a predicted model, not a curated record. NCBI's taxonomy places the organism in Eukaryota, Metazoa, Chordata, Testudines, Cheloniidae.